UCUACGGAUCUUCUUCAAGGAAGAAGCUCCCCCCUCUAUUUAAGAUCCUCUUUUCCCUUUUGUUCUACUUUCUUAAUUGCUCUUUUCACAAAAAAUCCUCCCUUUUUAAUUUGUUUUUCAGCUUCCCUGUUUUUUCUCUCUGGUUUCUUCAUACUCUUUUGUUGUGUGUAUAUAUAUAAACAUCUGCUUCUUUGUCCAUAUACAUCUAUAUACACACACAGAGGUUUAGUUCAAUUUGUGGCUUUGUAUAUUGAAUGGAGGAGGCUAUAGUGUUGAACAGAGGAGACGACCUCCUCGAUUUGCCGCCCGGAUUUCGAUUCCACCCCACAGAUGAAGAGAUCAUUACUCAUUAUCUUACAGAGAAGGUCAUGAAUUGCAGUUUCAGUGCAUGUGCUAUUGGUGAAGUUGAUCUCAACAAGUGUGAACCCUGGGACUUACCCAAGAAAGCAAAGAUGGGGGAGAAAGAGUGGUACUUCUUCUGCCAGAGAGACAGGAAGUACCCAACAGGGAUGAGGACUAAUCGGGCGACGGAAUCUGGUUACUGGAAGGCGACCGGAAAGGAUAAGGAGAUUUAUAAGGGAAAAGGAUGCCUUGUUGGGAUGAAGAAGACUCUUGUUUUCUACAGAGGAAGAGCACCAAAAGGAGAAAAAACCAAUUGGGUUAUGCAUGAAUACAGACUUGAAGGCAAAUUCUCCUACAACCUCCCUAAAUCUGUAAAGGAUGAAUGGGUUGUGUGUAGAGUUUUCCACAAGAACAGUAGCACGGGAGGAGCCAAGAAAAGUCCAAUUCAUGAAAUGUUGAGGGUGAAUUCAUUUGGGGAUGAUCAUUUUCUUGAUUCCUCUACACUGCCACCUCUAAUGGAUCCUCCUUACUCAACUGGAACCAGCUCGGGUUUCCGCGAUGGCGAGAAUGAAUUCAAGACCAUCAACACAGCAUCAAUGCCAAGAUCUUCUGAUGGGAAUUAUCUCCAAAACUUUGUGCAGCCUCAAAAUUCCAAUUAUCAAACACUACCAAGCUCUUUUUACACUCAAGUUCCUGAAAUGUCUAAUUCGCUCUUCUCUUUCCAUGGAUCUCCCAAUCUUGGUUACUUGUACCAGGACAGAAGUAGCUUUCUGGGUUCCGGUUACGGUGCCAUUAAUGACAAGCAGUGCAAGGUUGAGCAAUUCUCAUCAAAUCAAUCAAUGGUUAGUCAGGAGACCGGAAUUAGCACCGAUGUGAACACGAAUACCGAGAUAUCGUCCGUGGUGUCAAGGCAUAGCAACAAGGGUUAUGAAGAUCUUGAAGGUCCAUCCGUUGGCUUGGAUUGCUUUUGGGAUUACUGAAAAAUUUGGGAAAAUAAAACAACUGUGCUUGUUUAGCCCUAGCUAGAUAGUUCUUCGUUUCUUUCUUUCUUUUUUUUAUUUCAUCAGUAUGAGUACAUUUUCUAGCUUCCACUAGGAAAAUUAAUUGAUUACUUAGUUUCUCAAAGAAGGUUGUUGAUCAGAUUCAGAUUAUAUAUACACACUUUGUAUAGAUUCAUGGCAUCUUUUACACCCUUUUCAAUUAUUACAUUUUUAGUGAUUGAUAUACAAAAGGAGAGAUUCCAUGAAUGUAUAUGAUCAAAUUCUCAUGUAAAUCCAUAUAUGCUCAUUUCAUGUGUAUUGUUUUGCA
Tripterygium wilfordii is the source of this 1650-nucleotide messenger RNA. RefSeq names its product NAC domain-containing protein 87-like. Gene Ontology annotation, biological process: regulation of DNA-templated transcription. The record is from RefSeq and is a predicted model, not a curated record. Gene Ontology annotation, molecular function: DNA binding. Lineage: Eukaryota; Viridiplantae; Streptophyta; Magnoliopsida; Celastrales; Celastraceae. The transcript is spliced from 3 exons. Bases 255 to 1322 code for a protein of 355 amino acids.